This is a messenger RNA of Oryzias latipes (Japanese medaka), 3160 nucleotides long. It is a transcript of the gene lzts1, whose product is annotated as leucine zipper, putative tumor suppressor 1. Lineage: Eukaryota; Metazoa; Chordata; Actinopteri; Beloniformes; Adrianichthyidae. Gene Ontology annotation, cellular component: dendritic spine. Gene Ontology annotation, biological process: regulation of synaptic plasticity; regulation of dendrite morphogenesis. The record is from RefSeq and is a predicted model, not a curated record.
GAGAGGAAAAAGAGGAGGGACAGAAAAAGAAGCAGUGUGUUUAUGGAGGAAUGUGACAGAGUUCAGUGUAAGGGAGCUGGGAUGGCCUUAUCGCACCAGAUCGGGUGGUAAAGAGGGAUCCAGAGAAGAAAAACAGUUUGUAAACUUGAAAAUUCCUUUUCUUUUUUGGUGGUUUGUCCAUAGUUUGCAAGAUUUGGGCGACAGCAGUGGCAGCCAGUGCUGGCAAAGUCUAAUUAAGGCACAGAGACAUACACAUCCCGUCAGGACUGAGCAGAUGAAUCUGAAGAGGCUUUGUUAGAGAUGGAUGCUUAGUUUGGCCUGGCAAUGAAUCCACUGACAGAACUCAUCUGGUGUCAGGAGACAUGUCUGCCAAUAACUCCUUUGUAACUUGACCAUCUGGACUUCAGCCUGCCCUCCCGUGGGCUUGGGGGAUCAUGGGUAGUGUCAGUAGUUUCAUAAAUGGGAACAGCCUGAACAGCAAACACUGCAAGGCAACGGACUACAGAUUAAAAGAGGGAUCAGGCCACCACAGAAAAAGUGGUGGUUGCAGUCUUGAUAGUUUGCUAAAGUGCGGAUUUUCUCAGAGCUCCUCUUCAUCCAAUCAUCACUCUAAAAGCCUGUCUCACUCCAGGUCAGGACGAAGUGAGGAUUUCUUUUACAUCAAGGUUAGCAAUAGACCAAAGCCUGUUUACCACAAAGAAAGAGCAAUGGAAGAAAGAGUAGCCAAAGAUGGGGAAUCAGGCCGACGACAGCAACCAAAACUGCUGCUCAUGCCAGGAAAUAUGGCGGAGAGGCCCUCUGGUAAAAAGUCGCCGGCCUAUUCCACUGCCUUUUCAUCUGUGAAUCCCACUGGAGCAUCCUGCAAAGAGGCGGGCCACAACAGCCUGGAUCAUAUCCUUUGUCCUUUGAGGAAAGCAAGCAGUUCAAAUGUUGGGAACAAGCAAGAAACCUUAGGGACCCUUUCUGACUCCGGACGGAACUCCAUGUCUAGCCUCCCCACACAAAGCACAAGUAGCAGUCUAAGGGUCUCCACAGGCACCGUAGGUCAUGGUAAUAGCACUUCAGCUGUCGGAAACAGCCUCAGGAAAGGACAGCAAUCCAAUUUCUCUCAAUGGAACAAUGGAAAUAAUGCUAACUAUGACUACUACAAGGCUGGUUUGAACAGCAGCAUGUUGGUCUUCAAGGAAAGUGUGGAUGCUGGUUCCCCGCUACAUACAAAUGAGACAAGCACUCUCCCUGAAGCUGCGGGGGGGAUUAGAUCUCCUAUAACUACAGACGAAUCACUGAUUGGGCAUCUGGAACAAAGACUUCUAGAGAAAGAAACAGAGUUGCAAGAACUACAGGUAAGUUUUGAGGAGAAGGAGACACACACCUGCCAACUGUUUGAGGAAAGACAACUGCAUUGUGUUGAAGAGAUGGAAGGACUGAAGCAGCAAUGCUCUGCUAAGUUGAGACAAGCAUCCCAAAAUUUGGAAAAAUCCCAUCAGGCACUGCAGCUGCAAGUCUGCCAGCUUCAGGCUGACAACAAGAAACUUCAGGAAGAGAUCUCAAAGCUGACCCAAGACAAGGAGCUUGUUGAGCUCAGGCUGAGGUCCUAUGAAAAGGAGAACACCCGGCUUGCACCCACACUUGAGGAAACACAGUGGGAGGUUUGUCAAAAGUCAGGAGAGAUCUCAUUACUGAAGCAGCAGCUAAGAGAGUGCCAAACAGAUGUCAGUCACAAGCUGAAUGAGAUUGUUGGCCUGAGAGCAGCACUAAAGGAAAGCACUGCACGGAUGGAGGAGUUAGACAAGCUGAAAAAAGACCAUGAGGGGAGGCUGUACUCCUGCACCAGAGAACUUGAGGUGUCCCAGAAUGAACUCCAGCGCAAAAAAAAUGAAGCUGAUUGUUUGCGGGAGAAAGUGAUUCAACUAGAAAAAGACAUAGAAGGAAUGAAAGAGGAGCUCGUUGUAGACCCCGAAUCUCAUAACCAGAAGAACAGUGUUGAGUUUCUGGUUCAUUCUGAAAGUCAAGACACAGAAAGAGCAAUCCCAGCUUCAGAUUUCUCCAUCCAGAAACAGGAAGUGGAACCCAAGGAGCCCAUCCCCACUGAAACACUCCAAAAGGAAGUGGAUAGACUGAGGCAGCAGCUUAAUGAGGAAAAGGCUGCUCAAAAGAGACAGGCCAGCAGCUUUGAGCAUGAGAGACAGACAUGGAACAAGGAGAAGGACAAAGUCAUUAAAUAUCAGAAGCAGCUACAAAUCAACUACCUGCACAUGCACAAAAAGAACCAAAACCUGGAGAGGAGGCUGAAGGAGCUGACAGCUGAGCUGGAAAGCAGAACAGAACUGGGCAUCUGUUACGGCUCAGGACUGCAAACCUACGAUGAUGUUAUUGCCACAGAGAUUUGAACAAGGCGGUCUCCCUGCUCUCCACUUUCUGUUAAAGGGAUUUCAGCUUGUUUACAACAUGCAAAAGCCCAGCAGCAGUUGUGUGACUGACACAUUGGGUUUCACUUUAGCUAUUUAUUAGAGUGUGUAUAACCUUUCCAACCUUUUCAUUAAAUUAUUUAAUGUUCAAUUGCUUAAUUUUUUGUUAAGAUGUGAUUUUAACAGGAGCAACUACGGUAAUGUCUAAAUUCUGCUGGUUCAAACACUCUGUUGUUGGAGGUCGGACAAACAUGCAUUAAUGUCAGGAUUAUUGCCUGAUAGUAAGACAAAGCAUGAUGGUUGCUCAGCAUCUCUUCCAGCAUGACAAAAUGACAUUGUCAGCAAAUUGUUCAUUUUUAUCAAUGGAAUUCUGUUCUCUAUUCUGUUUAAUCUUAGAGGGUUUGGGCAUGGAAAUACCUUUUUUUAUAAAAUAAGGCUUUUUUUUAAUAAAAUGCAUUAAGGUUUUGCGAUAUCAUUGUAAAACUGUAAUACACUUCAUAAUACAUGUUCAAAAUCCACAAAAAUGCAAACAGAUGACUCUGUUAUUAAGAUAUUGCCAUGUAAGUGCCAUUAAAAAUUUGUAUGUGAAAAUUUUUAUUCACUUGCAGGAAAACCAUCACUCCAAUUAUGGUGUAUGUUUAUGCAAGUGGUCAUUGUUGCAAUUUCUGGAAGCAGGAAAUCAAAACAUUGAUCAACCUAACACUUUGUUAACCAAACUUCAACUGACCAAUUAAACUUCAUCGAGCUUUCAA